Molecule: messenger RNA, 1128 nt
Organism: Ustilaginoidea virens
Lineage: Eukaryota; Fungi; Ascomycota; Sordariomycetes; Hypocreales; Clavicipitaceae
Product: actin
Exons: 6
Coding region: 1-1128 (375 amino acids)
Source: RefSeq, a predicted model, not a curated record
AUGGAGGAAGAGGUUGCUGCUCUCGUCAUCGACAAUGGUUCGGGUAUGUGCAAGGCCGGUUUCGCUGGCGAUGACGCUCCCCGAGCUGUUUUUCCCUCCAUCGUCGGUCGUCCCCGCCACCAUGGCAUCAUGAUUGGUAUGGGCCAAAAGGACUCUUAUGUCGGCGAUGAGGCUCAGUCUAAGCGUGGUAUUCUCACUCUGAGAUACCCCAUCGAGCACGGUGUCGUCACCAACUGGGACGACAUGGAGAAGAUUUGGCACCACACCUUUUACAAUGAGCUGCGUGUUGCUCCCGAGGAGCAUCCCGUAUUGCUCACCGAGGCUCCCAUCAACCCCAAGUCCAAUCGCGAGAAGAUGACCCAGAUUGUCUUCGAGACCUUCAACGCCCCCGCUUUCUACGUCUCUAUUCAGGCCGUCCUGUCCCUAUAUGCCUCUGGUCGUACCACCGGUAUCGUUCUCGACUCUGGUGACGGUGUCACUCACGUUGUCCCUAUUUACGAGGGUUUUGCUCUGCCUCACGCCAUUGCUCGUGUUGACAUGGCCGGUCGUGAUCUCACUGACUACCUGAUGAAGAUCUUGGCCGAGCGUGGGUACGCCUUCUCCACCACUGCCGAACGUGAAAUCGUUCGUGAUAUCAAGGAGAAGCUUUGCUACGUCGCCCUCGACUUUGAGCAGGAGAUCCAGACCGCUUCCCAGAGCUCUACCCUGGAGAAGUCGUAUGAGCUUCCUGACGGUCAGGUCAUCACCAUUGGCAACGAGCGAUUCCGCGCCCCCGAGGCUCUGUUCCAGCCUUCGGUCCUGGGUCUCGAAUCUGGCGGUAUCCAUGUCACCACCUUCAACUCGGUCAUGAAGUGCGAUGUCGAUGUCAGAAAGGAUCUGUACGGCAACAUUGUCAUGUCUGGCGGUACCACCAUGUACCCUGGUCUCUCCGACCGUAUGCAGAAGGAGAUUACUGCCCUUGCUCCUUCGUCCAUGAAGGUCAAGAUUAUUGCGCCACCCGAGCGAAAGUACUCUGUCUGGAUCGGUGGUUCUAUUUUGGCUUCUCUGUCUACCUUCCAGCAAAUGUGGAUCUCCAAGCAGGAGUACGACGAGAGCGGCCCCUCAAUUGUCCACCGCAAGUGCUUCUAA